GUGCACUCUGCUCUACUAAACAGAAACAUACAGGUCCAAAGAUCACAUAUUGUGGAGCUCAUAGGUUAGUUUAGUGGUCGUAAGCUCCAGGUCACGAUACGUGUAUUUAGCAGGUUAUUUGUAUACUUAACACUAGUCUCUCGGUUUCCAAUUAAGCUUUUUUUUUCCUUUCUUUUUUUUUCUUUCCAUUUAUCCAUUUACUUGUACAAACAGGCAUCAGACACUUGUAUCGGAUACCUGCUCUGGUCCUGUCUGCUGUUUUGGCAGACCAUGAGGAAAAUGGCUAAUUUUUUAUCAACGUGCAUGUUUAUUUUGAUAGCGUCUCACCUGGUCGACUCGUCCGGUGUGUUUGAGCUGAAAGUGCACUCGUUUACCAGCCCCGGAGGUGUGUGUAAGAACUCGCAUAAGAACUGCCUCAUCUUCUUCCGUGUGUGUCUCAAACACACUCAUGAUGUGAUGUCGGCUUAUCCCUCGUGCUCCUACGGUUCCGGACGCACAGCCAACCUUAGCGCAGAGCCGAGCGCCAUCUCCAACAGCGCACCUAUUAAAGUAAACUUCACUUUCAAAUGGCCGGCAAGGUUUUCCGUGAUAAUUGAAGCUUGGUAUGCAGACUCCUCAUCAGAAGAUCAAAGCAACCGGAUCAGCUUCCUAGCCACUAAAGGGAGUGUAACAACUGGGGAGAACUCUGUGCAGGACGAGCGACUCGGGGAGCAGAGUGAACUGCGUUACUCUUACCAUGUAAUGUGCGACGAGUUUUACUACGGAGAAAGCUGCUCGGAUUACUGCCGCCCGCGCAACGACACCUUCGGCCACUACACCUGUGACUCCACCGGACAGAGGAUCUGUUUACCUGGCUGGAACGGCGAAUACUGCACUGAUCCCAUCUGCUCGCCUGGCUGCAGUGAGAAAAACGGUGAUUGUAAGACCCCUGGAGAGUGCAAGUGUCGCCUCGGGUGGCAGGGCCCCCUAUGCAACGAGUGCCAGCAGCACCCUGGGUGUGUGCAUGGAACCUGUGACCAGCCUUUUCAGUGCAAUUGCAAGGAAGGCUGGGGCGGCCUGUACUGUAACGAAGAUCUUAACUUCUGCACCAAUCAUAAACCUUGCAAGAAUGAUGCCACAUGCACAAACACUGGCCAGGGGAGCUACACCUGCACCUGCAAACCUGGCUUCAGUGGUACCAACUGUGAGAUCGAGACCAAUGAGUGCAACAGCAAUCCAUGCAAGAAUGGUGGCAGCUGUAACGAUUUGGCGAAUGACUACUCGUGCACAUGCCCCCAGGGUUUCUAUGGAAAGAAUUGUGAGGUCAGCGCUAUGACCUGCGCAGACGGACCAUGCUUCAACAGUGGAACAUGUGUGGAGACAGAAACUGGAAGUUACUCCUGCCGCUGCCCUCCUGGAUACAUGGGCUCCAACUGUGAGAAGAAAAUUGACCGCUGCAGCAGUGACCCCUGUGCCAACAGAGGCCAGUGUCUAGACCUGGGUCACAGAGUUGUGUGCCAGUGUCGCCCCGGCUUCACAGGACUGCGUUGUGAGAUAAACAUUGACGAGUGUGCCCGUAACCCGUGUCGCAAUGCGGGCACCUGUGUGGAUGGCAUUAAUGACUACACAUGCAGGUGCACGUUGGGCUUCACAGGCAAGGAUUGCACCAUGCGUGCUGAUGCAUGCAGCUUUCUCCCCUGCAAAAAUGGCGGCACAUGCUACACUCACUUCAGCGGGCCUGUGUGCCAGUGCCCUCCAGGAUUCAUGGGUUUGCGCUGCGAGUACGACCAGCUACCCACAAAUACUCCUGUUGUACCUAGUUUCCCCAUUGCCCUGGCCAUCUCCUUUACUCUGGGCCUCAUCACCUUGACGCUGGUGCUGUGUGCUACCAUCAUCCUCCUCAAGCAGAUGAGACGUGGAAACAGAUCUAUGUUUUCUGCAGUGCGCAAUGAUCUGGACACCAUCAACAAUCGCAACUCGGUGAUCUCUAACACUCAGUCCAGCUACAAAGAGAAAGAAGCUUUACUCAUCCCUGGUGGACUGUUCAAGGUGUCCAACAAGGAUGCGGAGCUUAGCUCUGGCAUCAUAGAUACACUUUGUAAAGAUAACAACAAGCAAAAGAUGUUGGAAUAUAAUCUUGCCAAAGAUGAGAAAAAUACAAAAGAUAAACUAGACCUGAAAAACUCAGAGUCCUCUAUAUUAGUUCCUCCUUUGAGCUUCCCUAAAGGUGAUUUGUAUCAUCCUGUAUACAUCAUUCCUGAGCCACGUGUUUUUGCUACUGAGGUUUAACAGUAUUGUAUUAACUGGAGCACCUCAAUCAACAUCAGGCCUCGUCUGAACAUGUUUACAAGCGUUUAAAGAACAGUUGAAGAGACUAUAUAUAUAUAUUACAUUGACAUAUUUAAUAUUUAUUGAUGCUGCUCAUAAGAGAGGACUACUUUUUGUUUUGGACGUUGCAUUGGCAAGCGAAGAAAAGAGCUUUAAGAGGGGUGAAAUUGCAUAAUUUGCACUACAAUUUACUAUAUAUAUACGUGUGUAUAUAUACAU
Tachysurus fulvidraco (yellow catfish) is the source of this 2526-nucleotide messenger RNA. RefSeq names its product deltaC (gene dlc). The coding region runs from base 271 to 2268 and encodes 665 amino acids. Gene Ontology annotation, biological process: cell communication; Notch signaling pathway; multicellular organism development. NCBI's taxonomy places the organism in Eukaryota, Metazoa, Chordata, Actinopteri, Siluriformes, Bagridae. The record is from RefSeq and is a predicted model, not a curated record. The transcript is spliced from 9 exons. Gene Ontology annotation, cellular component: protein-containing complex; plasma membrane. Gene Ontology annotation, molecular function: calcium ion binding.